This is a messenger RNA of Perca fluviatilis (European perch), 1623 nucleotides long. RefSeq names its product achaete-scute family bHLH transcription factor 1b (gene ascl1b). The transcript has a single exon. Gene Ontology annotation, biological process: neuron differentiation; positive regulation of transcription by RNA polymerase II; sensory organ development. The record is from RefSeq and is a predicted model, not a curated record. The coding region runs from base 166 to 777 and encodes 203 amino acids. Lineage: Eukaryota; Metazoa; Chordata; Actinopteri; Perciformes; Percidae. Gene Ontology annotation, cellular component: RNA polymerase II transcription regulator complex. Gene Ontology annotation, molecular function: DNA-binding transcription factor activity, RNA polymerase II-specific; protein dimerization activity; RNA polymerase II transcription regulatory region sequence-specific DNA binding.
GUCAGAUCGGCUCGUGGAGUAAGCAGUCAAGAGAGACUUGGACUAGAGUUAGCCACACGGUCCCCACGCGAAGGACACGAGAGCUGUACACUGCCAACCCUUUCCGCUCUUCUUGUCCCACCGUCAGAGGCUGCAUCCAUCACUUCAGAAGAAACUGUCAGCGAGAUGGAAACUACAACAAUCACCACCACGCAGACGGCAUUCACCUUUGGACUUACUGAAAGACACGCCAGCCUCAGCCUGCACGCCCCGGCCCAGGACUGCGCCGUGCCCGCCGUGCACCCCGGCACCAACGCUGCCGGCUUCCAAAGCAAAACCAAGGUGCUGAAGAGACAGCGCUCCAGCUCGCCGGAGCUCCUGCGCUGCAAGCGGCGUCUGAGCUUCAACGGCCUCGGCUACUCCAUCCCUCAGCAGCAGCCCGUGGCCGUGGCCCGGCGGAACGAAAGAGAGAGGAACCGGGUCAAACAAGUCAACAUGGGUUUCCAGACGCUGCGCCAGCAUGUGCCCAACGGCGCCGCCAACAAGAAGAUGAGCAAAGUGGAGACCCUGAGGUCUGCGGUGGAGUACAUCAGGGCUCUGCAGCAACUUCUGGACGAGCAUGACGCCGUGUCGGCUGCUUUCCAGUGCGGGUUGCCAUCCCCGACAAUCUCCAACAGCUACUCCGCCGACCCGGAGUCGCCUCACUCCACCUACUCGUCAGACGAAGGCAGCUAUGAGCCCCUGAGCUCCGAGGAACAGGAGCUGUUGGACUUUACAACCUGGUUCGACAGGUACUGAGGCGGACAGCAUCCGAACCACACAGCAGCGUGUGUGCGUAAAUGCGGCUGACUUCUUUUAGAAAUGCUGACAAAAGACUUGGUGAAGGCAUGAGAACAGUCUCGCCCUCCGUGCUUGGAAGUGAUCUGUCGCCUCCCUCCCUCACCCGGGCUGAUUCUGCAUGAGCAAAGCAAUAGAGAGAGAGAGAGAGAGAGAGAGAGAGAGAGAGAGAGAGAGAGAGAGAGAGAGAGACUUGUCGCCCUGAUGUCCCCAGAACAAGGAGGGAGUUGGACUCAUUCACGCGUGGAAGUAAAGAACUGUUGAUGUUAUGUUUGAAUAAGUGCAAUUAAUACGUGACACAGCAGGCUCUGCAGGCACGGCGCUGCAGUUCCAGAGGACUUGUCUGAUGAGUGUUUUCAUCAGAGCAGGACUGCCUUCCUCUGCUGCCACGUCUGUUGGAAGACACAACUAAAGAUGAUGCGUCAACAGACCUUUUUCGCCAUGUACAUUGUUUCCUCCCCUCCCAUAACAAAAAAGUGUACCAUACAACGACUUGUUUUAACACGAAGACAUAUUUUUGUACAUUGAGUCAAACAAACAAUGUUGUUGAACAGCCACUGCCACUUUUCCCUGACAGUGUUGUGAGAGCCAGCUGUCAGUAAAAGGCAGCGAGUUCGCAUGUGUGAGUUGUGUGACUGGACAGCAAUAUCAAGGCUACUACCUGUGACAGACUGUAGUUUUGUUCUUCUAAGGAAGUGGUAAGGAGACCUUUAUCAAUGUAUGCACUUGUUCUCCGUUUCCCAUUGACUAAAAUGUAAAUAUUCGAUUUUUUUAACAGAUAUAUUUUGUGUAAAACAAGUUUUAUAA